CACUCUCGAUCUCCCUCUUUCCAUUUCUGCUAAGGAGCCGAGUUCACUCAUUGUCGGGGGCCCGGUUGCCGCCGUGAUUGUCAGUUGUUAUACCCUUAUUCUAACUCAACGCCGCGGAACCCAAGGCUCGCACGGGUUUUCGAACCUUCCCCGCCUUGUAAACUCACCACCACCUUGUCCUCCCUUCUCCGGGCAGCGCCCUGACCCUUUCCAAUGCCCCCUUCCCCAAACCAAUCGCUCCACGAUGGCCACCAUCGAGCCAUGGCUCACGAACCUCCUCAACGCCCCCAAAACUCCUGAUUCUCCAUCGAUACAGCCUGCACCCUUCACUGCGGCCUCAAGCCAGUCCAUCUCGCUCCCCCCACUCGUGCCCGAACUCAGCGGAAGCCACAGACCCGACAGGUCUGCUCCGACUCAGAUCGCUUCUCUGUGCGCUGCCGACGACAAUCACCUCGUCAAGCCACCAUUCGGUCGAGUCGAUGAUGCGCUUGGCUUACACACUGUCUCCAUCCGACCCCUCCAGCUCCUGCUCAGGGAACCUCAGCCGACACCACCGGCGGUCCCCUUGCGCAAGAUCGUGGACGAUGUACCGGCGAGUCCCGAGGAUUCGUCGACCAAGAAACGCCACAGACCACUCACUGCCAAGGAGGAUUUUGUGCAACUGCCAAAGCUACCCAAGAAACAAAAGUCGGCCCAACAGGUCGUUCCGCCCAUCAUCGCCGGCCUCCACGAACCGCCCCCCGAUCCCGCGGUUUUCCCUCCCAUCACAUCGACAUCCUUCGACGGCAACAAGAGUUUUGGUUUGGGGGCAUGGAAGGAUAUCGGUAGCAGUCAAAGUGAAGACCGCCCGGGCGUGUCUUCUACCGUUGAACCCGAGCCGAGCAAUCCUCCGAAGCCGAAGAGACGUCCCAUGAAGCCGCGAAGGAAAUGGACUGAGGAGGAAACCAACAACCUGCUGCUCGGGGUUAGUCGCCACGGAGUCGGGAGGUGGACAACUAUCCUUGAAGACCCCGACUUCCAGUUCAACGACCGGACAGCUGGGGAUCUGAAGGACCGAUUCAGGACGUGCUGCCCAGAUGAACUGCGGUUAACCACAUCCAAUGAAAAAUUUAGGGCUGGUCUUGGGGAGUCAGGUGCAUCGGCAGCUUCGGAAGGGAAUACAAGGCAUAAGAUUGGACUACAUCUGGAGGAUAUUCUGCUACCCACCGGGGACGAGUCAGUCGACAACGAUGGGGCUUCGCCAUCCGCGGCUGCAGACUUUGAUGCGGUGCCUAAGAAGAGGAAGCCUCGAGCCCAUCGCAAGAAGUUGGAGGAUCUCGCUGAGCUGGGCAUCCAUGGUCCGUUCGAGAAGUCGCACCGACGGAAGCGUCGGCCUUUCACCAAGCAGGACGACGAGGCGAUUCUCGAUGGCCUCAACCAGUACGGUCCCUCCUGGACCAGGAUCCAGCGGGAUCCCAAGUACAAUCUCUCGAGCCGCCAACCUACAGACUUGCGCGACAGGGUUCGCAACAAGUACCCCGAGAUUUACGCCAACAUCGAAAAGGCCAACCUGCUCGAGAAAGCUGCGCGGGGCAAGGCGGACCUCCUUGAGCCGUCCGUCCACCUGGCCGCGGACACCGCCAUCCUCGCGCCACUGGAGCCUCCGCCGAACCGGUCAGGCUCCAGGGAAGACUUGCUGCGACGCACAGCGACGCCUUCGGCCUACGAGUCUACCGAGUCGCUGCCUGGCCUCGCCGACCUCUUCGACGUGACGGAGCCGCAUGGCACAUCCUUCCUUGGGAGCGCGCCCGAGAUGGACUUAAGCCACCUCCUGCUUGAUGACUCGCAUGGGAGUGAGCGGCGUUUUGGAAAUGGCAGGUAGGACAACGAGAUAGGUGUUUUUCGUGAUGACUCUCUGCGUCAAGUCUUGGAGCUGAGCUGGAGGUCUCGGUACCUGUUUUCGUUGAUGAUUCAAGAGAGUAAUAUGGCCUUUACAUGUCUAAAACUUGGGCUUUGGGGUUGUCAUCUAGGUUUCCGAGGAUUCUAUAUUCUCGGCGUGGAUGCCGCUGUGUUUGGCGUUAGCAGCACUCGACGUUGCAUCCACGCUUGUCCGUCGAAGUCAGGGGCUGGCAUAUGGUGUAUGGGUCCACUUGGGGUUUACAGGUUAGAUGAGGGAGCAAUCCCCGCCUCGGGACGAGAAUCACUUCUCACAUGGCGGAUAGUGGUGUUUUGGUGAUAUCCUGCGAAUAGCAUAGCAACUUCCUGUCCUUUCAGCACUUGCGCGCCCAACGACUUAUACCGUCAUGAACAGGUCUAAGAAUGAAAACGCAA
Messenger RNA from Parathielavia appendiculata, 2310 nucleotides. RefSeq lists its product as uncharacterized. Bases 245 to 1861 code for a protein of 538 amino acids. The record is from RefSeq and is a predicted model, not a curated record. The transcript has a single exon. NCBI's taxonomy places the organism in Eukaryota, Fungi, Ascomycota, Sordariomycetes, Sordariales, Chaetomiaceae.